GUAUAAUCGCGCAAUCAUUAUGAGUAAGUUCAGAGUGUUGGUUUUUCUGUUUUUGUUCCUUCUAAAACUCUGCAAUGUGGUCUACGGUGGUUGUAACAUAACCCUAAAUAGCGACCUGGGUAACCCUUCCCCGGUAUAUAUCCACAAUGGCGGGUUCCUUGCGCCAAACUCGAGCACUGGCGCCAUCUCGCUCCGUCGUUCGGAAACUUUGGAGAUAGCAUGCCCGGGAAACAAGAAGUUCGUCGUUUUGGGCAACGAUACCACGGAAUAUCAAAUUUUUCCAGUGAAAUGUGUGAAGGACACAACGUUCCGAGCUACCAAGUCGCCGUGGGUGGGUAAUCUGAAGGACAUCAGAUGCAACGCUCCGCCAUGGUUCACCACUGAACCAACAGAGGCUAGCUGCUCCGGUGCCCAUACGAUUUAUAGGAUAGGCUAUAAUAUAGGUGGCAAGUUCUAUGAACUGUACGAGGCGUGUUUCGACGAAGUACUUCUGCGUACGCUCUACGUCAAACAGCAGCUGAAACCGGAGAGCAGGUUUACACAACCGGGUCGACGACCUUCCUUUGUCGAAGGGGAUGUAUUCGGCAAAGUGAAAAUGUCAAAAGCGUACAAAAUAGAAAACCAAAAACUGAGACUGAAGGAGAUCCUCGGCAGUGGAAUGGAAGAUAAAUACGUUACAAAGUCACAGCGCAUCAACCGCGGUCACCUGGCAGCUCGAGCAGAUUUUCCAUUGCGCGCUCAGCAGAAGGCGACUUUUCACUACAUCAACACCGCGCCGCAAUGGAUGCGCGGCAACGCGGGUGACUGGGCCGCGCUAGAAGAUGCGAUACGUCGUCGUGUUCACGCCUAUGGGCAGACGGUGACAGUGUACACGGGCACUAAUGGUAUAUGCACACUGCCGGACAGUUCGGACGUGCAUCGACAGAUAUACCUGACCACGGACCAGAACAACAAUCGAGUGGUGCCUGUCCCCAUGUACUUCUAUAAGGUGGUAUAUGACCCAACGAAGUACACAGCUGUAGCUUUCAUAUCCAUCAACUCGUCAUACUACAAUAACACUAUGAUACAGAAGUUGGCCUUCUGUAACGACGUGUGUGAACAAAACCCGCAGUUCUCGUGGCUGACAUGGCGGCCAAAGGACGGGACUCACAGCUUUUGCUGUAAAUACGAGGAUUUCGUCAAAACUGUCCGCGAUUUGCCUGAACUUAAUGUUAGAGGUCUUUUUUAUUGAGGUUACAAAAACUACAAAACCGGUCAAGUGCGAGUCGAUCUGGCACAUGAAGAGUUCCGUACAUUCGUAAAAAAUUAUAACACAUAUAUACACACAGGUAUGCAUACAUUUUGAGAACGCACUCGCCAUAUUUGCUCAUGUGUCAACUGGUUGUGUAUGAUUUUUACGUCCAUGAGUCUUUAAUGGUACUUGUGCAAAGACACAGCCAAUUGCAUGGCGGCCAUUUUGAAAUUCGCCAUCUUGGUUUCUUAUUAUUUUUGUUGUUAUAGCGGCAAUAGAAAUUCACACUGAAACUCUACCUAUAAUAGAUACAGGCAGCUACAGACAGACGGACGAACGCUUUCAUAUCCACAACUCGUCAUACGAGUACUACAAUAACACAAUGAAUACAGAAGUUGGCCUUCUGUAACGACGUGUGUGAACAAAACCCGCAGUUCUCGUGGCUAACAUGGCGCAUAAAGGACGGGACUCACAGCUUUUGCUGUAAAUACGAAGAUUUCGUCAAAACUGUCCGCGAUUUGCCCGAACUUAAUGUUAGAGGUCUUUUUUAUUGAAGAUACAUCCCGCUGACAGACAGACGGACAGAACGUAAAAUUAUGUCUAAAUGCAAUAGGUUUUUUUUGGCCAACCUUAGAAAGUAUAUACCUACGUGAAAUGUGAAGUGGGCUCUACACUCGCGGCGCGAACGGCCGCGAAAGCCCGCGACAACUGCGAAUCACGAGUGUAGAUGCUGUUCACGCCUUGUUUUUGUAAAAAAUUGUGUCAUGUUGAGUAUUGAAAUAUUCAACAAGAUCCCUAAUAGCAUCAAAUUGUUGCCUUUGAAUAGAUUUAGGACUGAGCUAUUUAAAUGGCUUAACAUGCACAAUUUUAUGAACUUAAAGAAUUUUUUGACAUAAAAUAGAGUAGAUAAUAUUAUGGACUUUGAGUGAUUUUAACCGUUGAUUUUUCAUGCACGAAAUUUGUACGCCAUUCCAUGGCUAAUGUGAUACCAAUAUGAAUUUGUAAGACCUAUUUAACCCACAUUUAAGCAAAUAAAAUAAUUUGAUUUGAUUUGAUUU
This is a messenger RNA of Maniola jurtina (meadow brown), 2289 nucleotides long. RefSeq lists its product as uncharacterized. Gene Ontology annotation, cellular component: mitochondrial inner membrane; nucleus. Bases 20 to 1231 code for a protein of 403 amino acids. NCBI's taxonomy places the organism in Eukaryota, Metazoa, Arthropoda, Insecta, Lepidoptera, Nymphalidae. The transcript has 8 exons. Gene Ontology annotation, molecular function: RNA endonuclease activity; nucleic acid binding; single-stranded DNA endonuclease activity. The record is from RefSeq and is a predicted model, not a curated record. Gene Ontology annotation, biological process: apoptotic DNA fragmentation.